AUUUACCAAACUUUUGAAAGGGGCGGGAGGGGGCCUGCGUGGGGUGGAGAUUCCUGGUGGCUGGAGCGGGGCACCGUCCCUCCCGCCGCAGCGCACAGCACCCCGUGACCCUAGGCUGCGAUCUCCAGGAAGAAAUGACAGAGCCGGCGGAGCCCGCGGAGCGCCGAGGAGGCUGCAGCGAGCGGCCGGCCUGAAAUGCGCCUCUGGCCGAUGCGGCGAGGCGGACCUGACGGCAUCGAGCGCAUCUACUAUCGCAAGAGCGGCAUUUGAGAAAUGGGCCAGACGUACCUCUCCACUUUAUCCCGCGGCGCCAGCGUCGAUGGGCUGGAGAAACCUUCCCUGGCCAACUCGGACGUGGUGGUCGGGGGCACGGGGGCACAGACCCCACCGCUGAAGCAGAAGGGCAAACUCUCAUCGCUCGGCAAGAUCUUCAAGCCGUGGAAAUGGCGCAAGAAGAAGACCAGCGAGAAGUUUCAGGACCUCUCCAAAGUGCUGGAGAGGAAGAUCUCCAUGCGUCAGAGCCGCGAGGAGCUGAUCCGCAGGGGCGUGCUGAUUCCGGACCAAGAUGAGCAGGUGAACUGUGAAACGUCCAAUGGGCACAUGGCCCCUGUCACUGUGGAGACGGCCCCCCCAGAGGAGGCAGCCCCAGACUCCGCGGCAGAGAAGGCAGGGUCACCUGCACCCUGUGAGGAGGACGACAGAACGGAGAGGAAACAGGGCAAGCCCGACCCAAAGGUGGCCCAGUGCCGGUCCCGGGAUGGGCUUGCUAAAAAGGGCCAGGCAGCCCCCCCGAAAGCGCCCAGCGGGGCAGCAGGCGGGGUGGCGAGGAAGGACGCGGCCUGUGGAGAUAAAAAGGGGGGCAAGAGUGGGGGCAAACAGACCCCGACUCCUAAGGGCAACCCGCGGAACAGUAACCGCGGCAACGCCAAACCCACCCAAGCAAAGAAAUCAGCAGGGGCGUCAAAGGGCCCCCCCCAGUCAGGACCGGUAUCUGGCCCCUCUGGGGGGGCACACCGGCAGCCAAAAGACACUGACGGCACAGGUCUUAGGAAGAAGGGCGGCAGGAGGGCAGAGGACCCCUCAGGUACCACAAAGACCCCCGCCAGAGCCAAGGCCGUUCCCGGGGACGAUGGAGCAGCCAAUCAAAAGCCACGUCCGGCUGCGGGGGAGGAGCCAGCCAAAGAGGGGCAAUCAGCGCAAGCGGGCAGCAAGGUGAACCAGGACGUGGAGGAUGCAGCAUCUGUCACGGACUCCCAGAAUGAGAAGUUCUACAACUGCCUAGAGGAGCAACCAGGCCCAGAUGAAGAUGGGGGCGUGGCCAGCGAGUCCAGCAAGACGCACCCAGUCCCAGAGGGGGCCCAUCCGCCAGCAGGGGGCGACGUGAAGCUCCAGGCCCGUAUCACGGACGCCCCACCAGAGACCAUCCCCAGCGACAGCAGGGAGAGCCAGAUCAGCGACUCGGAUUCGGACAGGUCCACACUGUACCGCAGUGAGGAGGACGAGGAGGAAGAGGAUGACGAGGAUGAGCACAGCUCAAGCUCCCUGGCCAGUAAGAUCCGCCGCCGGGACACGCUGGCCAUCAAGCUGGGAAACCGGCCCAGCAAGCGGGAGCUGGAAGAGAAGAACAUCCUCCCUCGCACGUCGAUGAGCGAGCGGCAGGAGCUGAGGCAGCAGAUCGGCUGCAAGUUGGUCAGGCGCCUGAGUCAGAGGCCGACGACGGAGGAGCUGGAGCAGAGAAACAUCCUGAAACAGAAAAAUGAAGAAGAAGAGCAAGAGGCAAAACAAGAAAUAAAAAGACGACUUUCUCGAAAGCUGAGCGUGAGACCCACAGUGGCUGAACUGGUAGCUCGGAGAAUCCUGCGCUUCAAUGAAUACGUGGAAGUCACAGACGCCAAGGACUACGACCGCCGAGCGGACAAACCGUGGACUAGGCUGACUCCGGCUGACAAAGCUGCUAUCCGCAAAGAGCUGAACGAGUUCAAAAGCAAAGAGAUGGAGGUACACGAGGACAGCAAGCAUUUCACAAGGUUUCACCGGCCCUGACAUUUGCGCUGCCCUGGGUGGCUGGGAAUCCCUCUGCAUGUCCCCUUUAUACAGUGUUUCUACCCCUGCCACCUGGUGGCUGGGAGGGGCCCUGCACCCCAGGGACCUCCUUACAGAUGGACUGACCACACUCCGCUGUGGACUCUGCUUUCAGUUCACCUGGUUAGAGGGUACCACUCCGACUCCAAUGGCCGGAACUGGAGCCUUAAGUAUGGGAUGGACAGGAUCGUAUUCGGUGUUCAGUGUUCAGUGAAGGCAGGCAGACAGACAGACAAACGCCUGCAGGCUGAACACACUGGCGCUGCCAGCGCUGGACUGGAAUGCUGCUCGCUUCAGAACACACUCGUGCUGCCGGUCCUUUCACGUUCUGCACUGCGAUGACGUCCAGCGUAACACUAGACACCGAUGACUAUCAGACCUUGUUCACAAACAAACGGCCACAAAUGGAUUUCAGCGCUGCUGCUUUGGAUGGCAUUCAGGUUUAGAUAUUGAGGGUUCUAAGAGGGGGGGGUGCCCUGUUGAGAAAAAUAUACCAUGGCAGCCCACUUAUAAACACUUAGAUUGACACAGAUCCCAGGACACACCCAUGGUUUGGGGAGAUAGAUUCUCUACCUUCCCUUUGGCUUAUUGUGGUGGUACAGUCACAUGACCGGAAUGUAUCUUAAAUUGAGAUUGAAACUGGAUUUGCUCAGUGCCUCAGAAAAUGAGUAUUUAUUUAGUACGAUAUCUGUAGGAUUUUAUAAGGUCACAGUACAGCACCUGUGAUGUCUAGCUUGCAAGUACUGAAUACCAGUUCCACUUCAUCUAUUUACAGAAACCAUUUGAGAUCUCGGAGUUCCUAUGCAGAGUCUGUGUUGUGAUUUGUUUUCGAUGGGGGGUUGGGGGGUGCAGUGCACAGUCUAGUCUUAAGGAGUAACGUGAACGAGGGCUAUCAGACUCUCGAGAUCAAUGCGCUCCUCCGACCAGCAGAGGGAAACGUCACGUGCUUUAAGGUGCCUUGACUGGGCAAUGUGGGGUUCUGCUGUCUUAAUGGUUACCCAUAGAGGCCAUAAAAGUGUUUUUACAUAUUUUGGCCACAAGAGAGCCUCUGUAUUCCUGUCAAUCAAACUUCUGCAUUCGAAUGUGCUAUUUUUAAUCCUGCUAUAAAUUGUAUAAGUUAUUCUUAUCAGAUAUAGAACUUCCUGUACAGUAUGUAUAUAAACGACACGUUUUUUUUUUAAUAUAUAUAUACGUUGAUUGUUUUACAUGAUGUCCUUUGUUUUAAGAUCGUUUAUCGUUUUUAAAGCCCCCCCCCCCCCAUAAGUGUGUCCUCUGCUACACGCUGUGCACCGCUCAGGAGCGCCUCCUAUCUUCGCCCGCAGCCCGGUUCAGAUUCUGGAAAUUCAGGCACUGGUUGAACAGGCAUUUCUUGACAGCCAUUUCCUCCACUACAACUGAACUUUUUACCCAUAAAUCCCACUGAGUCAGAAGUGACUAUCAGACUAUUGGGGCUUAAAGUGCACAACUGAACUGCAAAGUGCAGUGUGUCCACCACUGUGGAGCGGAAAUGUGAUUUCGAGGCGGUGAAUUGCCGUGACUCCUGUUAUCAGGGUGACCGGAAGGUGGUGCUGGAUCUUCCCAACAUCAUUGCCUGUGUUUGUGAGAUUUACUUGCAGUUUAAGGAAGGUGAAAUGAGCACUUGGAGGACAACUCUGCUUAAAUAGAGGUUCCUGCUGUUUAGGAUUUGGUGUAUUAUGGGGGAUUUUCACCAUCGCACCCUCGCAGUGAACUCGCAGGUGUGGGUCUGAUCUUUGACGCUUAUGUUCCGCUGUCACCAUGGCGACUGUGAAGCGUGUUUACCGCCAGCCAUCCUGCCGUGGCGGAGCUUUCUGUCACCAAGCUGGGCCCCGCCGGAGCGAACCUGGGGAACAGCCCUGCCAGUUGCGUCCGGGUUCUGCUUCCUGGAUUUUGGCGGAUGGGAAACCUAACGACAAGGUGCUUUUGUGGGCAGGGUGGGGCAGUUCUUUGGAAAUCAGUAUGAAUUGCACGACUAUAGAUAAUUAAAGCUUCCUAAUCGUGUUUUAAAUGA
Molecule: messenger RNA, 4111 nt
Organism: Paramormyrops kingsleyae
Lineage: Eukaryota; Metazoa; Chordata; Actinopteri; Osteoglossiformes; Mormyridae
Gene: phactr2
Product: phosphatase and actin regulator 2
Biological process (GO): actin cytoskeleton organization
Molecular function (GO): actin binding
Source: RefSeq, a predicted model, not a curated record